Daldinia caldariorum is the source of this 4341-nucleotide messenger RNA. Its product is annotated as canalicular multispecific organic anion transporter 1. The record is from RefSeq and is a predicted model, not a curated record. The transcript has a single exon. Gene Ontology annotation, molecular function: ATP hydrolysis activity; ABC-type peptide transporter activity; ATP binding. Bases 1 to 4341 code for a protein of 1446 amino acids. Gene Ontology annotation, biological process: transmembrane transport. Lineage: Eukaryota; Fungi; Ascomycota; Sordariomycetes; Xylariales; Hypoxylaceae. Gene Ontology annotation, cellular component: fungal-type vacuole; membrane.
AUGGACGUCACGUCUCAGUCUUCCAUCGCCCAGGCGGCAAUUGCCGGCUUCUGUUUUCUGAUACAUAUCAGCCGCGGCCUGUUUCCCAAAGGGCCCCAAUGGAUCCGUCCCUUCGCUAAAGAGGAGGCCAUCCUGCCUGAGGUUCGUACGAGAUCGUGGACUUUUUGGACUUUUUGUCUGUUGGCUUUGUCCACGAUCGGCCUGGCUUUCGCUAUCCUGACCGCUGUAUCACCGCCCUUUAACACCGCCCGGAUCUGGGAGCUGGCACCGUGGGUCGUAGCCUUACUUAUCACGGUCGCCAGCCGUCCCAGGAAAACACCAAGAACCCUAUUAAUUCUGUUCACCGCUACUGCUGUAUGCGGUAUAAUAUCGUUGGUUUCAUUCUACAAUGAGACGGAGCGAGUGAACAUUGUCCAUGUCGCCGCUGUCGGCGUGGUGCUCGCCGCUGUAUUUCUUAUCCUGUCGAUGCCCAUGCGAGAUCCAGAUAUGGACGCAGCGGGUAUCGCAAGUCCUAAUAGCCCUCCUACUUCUCAACUUCGCAGUCCCGAGGAUAACUUGAACCUGUGGCAGUUCAUGACUGUCUCAUGGCUGUCUCCGCUAAUCUCCCGAGGAUAUGACAAUAAAUUGGAGGACGAAGACGUCUGGUUACUGCCAUAUGACUUUCAGCACGAAAGAUUGCAUCUAUUAUUUCGAGAUCUAAAGGGUUCCAUAGUAAAACGUUUGGUUAAGGCAAACGGAUUGGAUUUGGUCAUCAUCACAUUUUUGGGACUUGUAGAGACUGUGGCUAACCUUUCAAACCCGGUUCUUCUCCAGCGCUUAUUGCAGUCUAUCCAGAAAGACCCCGCCCAAAAGGAUAAGUCUUUCUUGUACGCUUUUGCUAUCUUGGCAGUGCGUCUCGCCGCAUGUCAGUCAGGCGUCUUCCUCCUUUGGUACAGUCGGCGCGCGUAUGAGCGGUCGCGGGGAGAGCUGCUUACAGCCGUUUACGCUAAAACUCUGGCACGAAAAUCAGUUGGACUGCGCACAGACCUGGGCGAGGCUCCUCAAAACGAUGGUAUUGAGAAUGGCGUUGACCACAGCGAUGAGCCGGAAGGGGAGACGCCGUUACUUGGUACAAGGCCCCAAAAAACGACGCGAUUGGCUCGCCUUCUCGAGUUCCUAAGACUUCGCAGAGCCAAGGAUCAAAGCAAAGACAAUGCCAAGCCGGAUCAGCCUGCGACCAUGGGCAAAAUCCUCAAUUUGAUGAGGAAUGACGUAUACGAGGUGGCCCAGCGAUUUUGGGAAUUCCCGUCCAUAGUUACCAAGCCGCUGCAGCUGAUUUUCUCACUGGUUUUGAUCUGGCAACUGCUAGGAUGGCCUUGUCUUCUUGGCUUGGCCUGGGUAGUAGCUCUUCAACUUCUGAACGCAGCUUGUGUCCGUUCACUGAUCAAGGUGGAGAAGAUUCGAAGAGUCGCGACCGAUGUUAGACUUCAAGCAACUACACAAUUCGUUGAAGCUAUCCGACCUCUCCGAUGGUACGAUUGGCAGUCUAAGUGGCUAGGAAGUGUUAUGCAAGCACGGGCAAAGGAACUGCAAUUGAGAAUCAUCACUAGCUUGUGGACCAUUGGAGUGGGUGCUUCUAACCUUGCUGCCAGUGCCCUCUUCCCAGUGUUCACCUUCUUUGCGGUAACCUAUAUCGCGGGACGUCCUCUACCAGUCGACGUGGCCUUCCCUGCUCUUCAACUCUUCACAAUGCUAGAGUCUAGCUUGAAAGAACUGCCUAACCUAAUAACAGUACUUUUGAACGCGACUAUAGCAGUAGGACGUUUGGAGACCUUUAUGAACGAGCCGGAUAAGGAAGAAAGUGAUUAUAGCAACAUUAACACCGAAAUUGAGUUUCGAGAUACAUCUUUUGCGUGGCCGACAAACGGCAAACUGGUUUUGGAGGAUUUGAACUUGCGCUUCCCUACAGGCCUUACCCUUAUUUACGGCAAAGUUGGUUCCGGAAAAACUGCCUUGCUCGAUGCUAUCCUAGGGGAACUCGACCAAGUCAAGGGCGACACUACUCUACCCAAUGAAAUGGUGGGCUAUUGUGCCCAGUCCCCAUGGCUUCAAAAUAUGAGUAUUCAGGAUAAUGUCCUUUUCAAUUUCCCCAUGGAUAAAGCUAGAUACAACGAGGUAUUAGACGCAUGUGAGCUUAUGCCCGAUCUGGCUAAUUUCGCCCAUGGAGAUAAAUCCAAUAUUGGGGAGAAUGGUAUUGGCCUUUCUGGAGGUCAGAAAGCUCGUGUUGCGCUAGCAAGAGCUGUGUAUUGUCGGUCUCGAAUCCUACUGCUCGAUGACCCCCUCGCCGCACUCGACCAUCACACGGCGGAGUCAAUUGUUCGCAAAUUAUUUCGCGGGUCUCUUUUGAAAGAUCGCACCGUUGUGCUUGUCACGCAUCGGUUUGACCUAUGCCUACCCGUCGCGGACCAAGUCGUCGAGAUCACAGACGGAAAGGCUCGCAUCCUUGACCCCGAGGAGUACCCCCGAGAAGUCAACACGGCACCCCAAACUCACGACGCCACCGCCCCGAAUGAAGCUAAAGCGGCCACCGAAGAGGUAGCGAAUGCCGCGGUCCCGGACAAAUUUAUCGAGGAGGAGACUCGUGCAUCGGGCGGCGUAGUCGCUAAAGUUUAUUGGACAUACAUCAAAGCAGGUGGGAUCGCAUGGUGGCUUGCGGUUAUCGGUAUUUUCUCACUUUUUCGGUUCGCUCGCGUGUUCAACUAUUGGUACCUCAAGGCAUGGGGUGAAGCAUACGAAAGAGGUAAGCCUCGGCUCUCCGUGGGCUUGCCGGAUAUGGCAGAUCACAUAUUCGACGGGCUACCGAACCCAGAAGACGAUGUUAAGCCAUGGCUGGCAUGGUAUGCCGCCCUUGGACUGCUCAUGACCAUACUCUAUGUCCUUACCCAGUGUGGUCUUACCGUUAUUCUAUAUAGGGCAUCCAGGAACUUGUUCGGUAGAGUCGUCGACAAAGUGAGCCGUGCGACAUUCCGCUUCUACGAUGUAACUCCAGUUGGGCGUUUAAUGAACCGCCUGACUUCUGAUAUUGGCAUGUUGGAUGGCGGUGUCAUUUAUCCACUUCAAAAUUUCGCUCUUUGGUCUCUCACCUGGCUAAGUUCUUUGGUUGUCAUCGCUAUGACGACGCCUGUAUUCUUUGUUGUCGCACUCGGCAUGACAGCUUGGUUCAUUGCUAUCUUCAUGAGGUUCUUGCCAACUUCGCAGAACCUACGCCGGCUGGAGAUGGUUACACUCAGCCCGCUGAUGUCCAAUUUUGGUAUUCUCGUCGACGGUCUAGCUACCAUUCGAGCAUUCAGGGCACAGUCGGUCUUUCAGGGCCGUAACAUUGUUGCUACGGACACGUUUCAGAAAAUGGAUCAUUUUUAUUGGAGCUUACAAACGUGGCUUCAACUCCGGUACGAUCUACUUUCGGCUUUCUCUAUAUUCACCUUGACGGUACUGGCCUUGUACCAAGGUCUAUCCCCCGGCUUAACAGCUUUCGUGCUCACGAGUGCUGCCCAGCUGGUUGAGGCCACACAUGUUCUAUGCAAAACAUACGGCCAACUUCAGAUGGACUUUGUAUCUGUGGAAAGAGUCACGGAACUAUUAGACUUGGAAGAGGAGCCCAAUGGGGACGUUGAACCCCCGGCAUAUUGGCCUUCAUAUGAGGAUAGCAUCACAUUCGAUUCGGUGACGAUUAAGUACGCGCCGCAUCUUGAGCCUUCACUUGUCGAUGUUUCUUUUACAAUCCCCAGCGGAUCGACCUGCGCAGUCUUAGGUCGAACGGGGUCCGGAAAAUCUACCCUAGCUCUGGCCCUUUUGGCUACGAUGCAUCCCGAAAAGGGGCAGAUCCGCGUUGGUAAUCAGGAUAUUUCUAAAGUUGACGUACAUGUAUGGCGCCAACGAAUCAGCUUUGUGGCGCAGGACCCGGUGCUUUUCCCAGGAACGAUUCGAGAGAAUCUGGACCCGUUAGAACAACACACGGACGAUGAACGCAAGGAGGCAUUACUCCGCGUCCUAGGGCCAGAAUGGUCUCUAGACUCGAUUAUUGAUAUUGGAGGCAAAAACCUCAGUCAGGGUCAACGUCAGCUCGUUGGUAUUGGACGAGCUAUUCUUAGAAAGAGCCCUAUUAUCAUCUUGGAUGAGGCAACGGCGUCGAUCGAUAAGAAGACAGCUCUUGCAAUUCAGGAUGUCCUUCUGGCGGAAUUGAAGGACAGCACGGUGAUCACGAUUGCUCAUAGAUUAGAAGCGGUGAAAGACGCCGAUUACUUUAUUACAUUAGAUGCCGGUCGGGUAGUCGAGGCGGGACCGGCUGGCGCGUCUCGAUAA